Molecule: messenger RNA, 1535 nt
Organism: Colias croceus (clouded yellow)
Lineage: Eukaryota; Metazoa; Arthropoda; Insecta; Lepidoptera; Pieridae
Product: methyl-CpG-binding domain protein 4-like
Exons: 2
Coding region: 197-949 (250 amino acids)
Biological process (GO): DNA repair
Cellular component (GO): nucleus
Molecular function (GO): catalytic activity; DNA binding
Source: RefSeq, a predicted model, not a curated record
GUAUUGUCUGCCAGCUGCCCGAGCGCACCUGUUAAAUAGUUUUCUGUUUGCAAUUGCAUUUUAUCUGUGCGAUGCACUAACGUAGACCGCUUCUUCAUUAUUAACAAAUUAGUUGCAGAAUGAAAGACCACAAAGUAUCUAGUUAACGCUAAUGUUUAACGGUAAAAUGGACUGUUAUUUUUAACAAAAUUUGAACAUGAUGGAUCAAUAUGAAUGUUUAUAUCAAAUGCCAGAAGAGCCAGAUUGUGUCAGUAGAUUUUUCGAUGAAAACAGUCUCAAUUCAACAAGUAGGGAUAAAAUUUCAAUAUCUUCAUCGAGAACUUUAGAUGAUUCCCAAGAUUUGAGCCAACUCUCAAUAGGCUCGGAGACAGACGGUCUCAGCUUAUCGCAGUUAACAAUACAAGAACCGGAUCCUUUGAAUAUACAGCCAUUCUUUAACAUCACUCCCCGAGUGAUGCCCGAAUCUCCGCACUACAUUAUUGAAGAAGAAUUCUCUCAAAAUCCUUGGGCGAUGCUAGUCGCAACUAUCUUUUUGACAAAAACAUCCGGUAAAACUGCCAGGUCCACGAUCAAAAGUUUCUUUGAAGAAUAUCCAACGCCGUAUCACGUAUUGAGCGACUGUCCCAGUUCUUUAGAGAGAUUCUUUGAAAAGUUGGGUUUAAGGAAACGUGGUCAAAUGAUAUGGAAGUUGAGUUAUCAAUUUGUUUCGUCAAAAUGGCGGCGGGCGAGCGACUUAUGUGGUAUAGGGAAGUACGGUGAGGAUGCGUACAGGAUGUUGUGUUUGGGGCACACGAAUUUAGACCCUGACGAUAGAUAUUUAAGGUUGUAUAUUGAUUGGUUGCAACGGCAUACACAGUUUAUGGAAGACAACGGAAUUGUAGACAGUGAAUAUAUAAUAGACGAUCCCGUUGCGAAAUACUAUAGAAUAACCUUGAGGAACUUUGUUUAAUUUUAACUGCCUGAAGUGUGAAUAUUGUGUUAUUGUGUAAUCUCUAAAACCGACUCUUUGUGUUAUAGUGAAAAACUUGAUCGCCAUUCACAACAGUGUCACUGCUCAACACCGAUUUGAACAAAGUGAUCAACCUGAUCCUUGGUCUCUAUACUUACCUACAUAAUAUGAACCUAUACAGGGUGUAAUCGUUGAGUGUGCAGAGGCGAUUAUUCCGAAACUAUAAUUCCAGAUAUCAAAAAUCUUUAAACUUAUAUAGAAAGUACUUAACCUAAUGAGUAAAAUGGCAAUAAUAAGUGUUUGAAAAUAUAACGAGAAAUAUACAAAAAUGUUACAUUAAACACUCCCAUACAUUUUAUUUCCCAUACAUUUUGUAUUAAAAGCAGAUUUUCGAAGUGACGUCCUCUGGGCAAUACAAUGAGGAGCUCUAUUUAAAGUUUCUAAAUGAACUUUCCUUAAAAAAUUGGCGAAGCAAUUAAAGCAAAAAACCAAAAAAUAACUAUAACCUUUCAUAUUAAAUGUACCAUCAGGAAUAUUCAUAUUUCAUACUAAAUGUAUGAGAGUGAUUCAAGUAAUUUUUUUUAAA